AGCGUAAGUAAAAGACCUAUUUCUAGGACACCACCUCUCACGGGCGAUGUGAAUGUAAUUACCAUAAAAGUUAUAAAACAUAAAACCCUACCUUGCACAAACCCUACCUUUUCUUGUUCAAAUUUGGUACCCUAAUUUUGCAGUUGCAGGAAAGACGACCCAGCUCUCGAAGUACUGAAGAAAAAUGGGAGGAAAGUGUCCACACAGGAAGGUCAAGAAGAGAAGGUUGUCUCACAAGACGGCUCGUCGUACCAAAUUCCUUGUGAAAGGUGACGAUGCUGUUUAUGAGGAGAUUCAGAAGCGAGAUGAAGAUAAGAAACCAUUGCCUGUAGAUGAAGAUCUUCCCGGAAUGGGCCAAUAUUACUGUUUGCACUGCGAUCGGUACUUUGCGAAUGUGGCGGUGAGGGAUGAGCACUUCAAGACAAAACGACACAAGAAGCGUGUGAAGCAAAUGAUGGGUCCUGCACCACACACUCAACUUGACGCCGAUGUAGCUGCUGGGAUGGGGAUGCCAGACAAUGGUCCAAAACUAAUGUCGAUGUGAGCUUCCGGCGUUUGGUUCUUCUAUGGAUAAAUGUUAUGCAUGUUAAGUGAGCUGCGGAUUAGUCUCUUGAUACUGGAAGAUUUUUGUUUAAAAUGGUAUUGUAAAAGUGAUAUUUCGCGUUACCCUUACCCUUAUGAAAGAAGACUAUAUCUUGUCACAGUUAAAAGUCAUGUCAGACCAGCUAGUUCCAAAUCAAAUUUCUGCCCAGUAUACUCAAUGUAUGUGUUUAUCUUGUCA
Messenger RNA from Cornus florida, 781 nucleotides. RefSeq lists its product as uncharacterized. The coding region runs from base 185 to 544 and encodes 119 amino acids. Gene Ontology annotation, molecular function: zinc ion binding; nucleic acid binding. The record is from RefSeq and is a predicted model, not a curated record. Lineage: Eukaryota; Viridiplantae; Streptophyta; Magnoliopsida; Cornales; Cornaceae. The transcript is spliced from 4 exons.